Messenger RNA from Leishmania braziliensis MHOM/BR/75/M2904, 1275 nucleotides. RefSeq lists its product as hypothetical. Lineage: Eukaryota; Euglenozoa; Kinetoplastea; Trypanosomatida; Trypanosomatidae. The record is from RefSeq and is a predicted model, not a curated record. Bases 1 to 1275 code for a protein of 424 amino acids. The transcript has a single exon.
AUGUUGACUCAGCCAUCUGAUGAGCUGGAGCGUCUCCGCAAGGAGCUGGCGCGGGAAGAGAAUGACCUAGCUGCGCUGGAGGACAACGUUGAGUCCCAGUCUGCUCAGCUUGGAUACCUGCACACAGAAUACACGAUCAACAAGACGCGUAUCUACCACCACUACGAGCCGACCCUCGCACCCCUGCGAGUGGUCACUUACGCGGCAGCUCAGAGGCAGUCGCUCAUCGAACUUCAGAUCGAAUGGCUGGAGCGCAAGGUCGUGGAGCAGGAGCGCCGUUCCCAAGGUGGACAGUAUAUUGAAAUCCGCGACAUGAAGCCGGCAGCGGAGGAAUACCUGAGGAAGGCGCACCAGUCGCUUCUGCGCUGCUACGAGCACAUUUCCGAGUGCCCAGAAGAGCCUCUACACAUCAUCAGCCAGUACGCGUGCCCACCGGAGGAGGCGAUUGCAACGAUGGAGCUGGUGAUGAAGGUGCGCGGCGAAGCCUCCGAUAGCUGUACGUGGAAGGCCUCACAGGUGCUUCUCAGUUACACUUAUUUUCACGAAUUCUUCGCUAUGCGCAGUGAGAGUUUGUUGAAGAGGUGCGACCUCCUCCCCAACGAGCUCAUGAGCGAGUUAGAGCGCUUCUGCGCCGAUCCUCACCACAGCGUGUGCUCACUAUAUCGCAUCAGCACCCCGAUCGGGUGCAUGGGAGAGUGGCUGCACGCCAUUCGGAAUUACUACCGAGUGAAGCUGGUGACAGCACCAGUGUUGUUGUCACGAAACGCUGACACACGUCGCAUUACGGAGCAGGCGCAGGCGUGGCUGAGUAUGAUUACGCUCAGUGAAGAGGAAGGCGAUCAAAGGCAGCGGCAGCGAGAGCAGCAGACGACUGUCGCCAAAGAUGCGAGCACAGACAACGCUGAGCUCGGCGCCCUCGUUUCAGCGGGCGAAGCUGGAAGAGAAAGCCUUCUACUCCCUACCAAAUCGGCCUCAGUAACGGCCGACACGGUGCAGAAGCUGCGCCACCAACUCCACAAACUCCGCGAGAGCGUACGCGCGGCUGAGGCGGAGCGCACCGCCAUAGAGGGCCUGCUGCAAGAAAAGCUCGCGGAAGUUCGAGGCAACUACGAUGAGACGAUGGUGCCGCUGGAGGAUCAGCUCGAAGAGAUGACCGAAUGCUUUGGGCAGCGCCUUACGCGAAAAGGGGACGUUGCCGCCGCUUCUCCGCUCUCCGCCGCCACGGCAGCGAACACCACAGACAAUGCGGCUGUUGCCGUAGCUGCAACCCUCUAG